AGGAUCUUAAAAGGAUCCAGGACAGGGGCUGCUGAAGCACAGCUUUGGAGGAGCAAUUGUUCCUUUUGGGAGGGCAGUUCAGCUAUUAAUGAUUAUUUCUGUUACCUAGCACAGAAGUAUAUAAAAAUAAGUAGCAAAAAUGCCGCAGAAUGUAACUUUGCAAGGUCCGGCUCCUUGGGGAUUCAGACUGACUGGUGGAAAGGAUUUUAAUCAGCCAUUGACCAUAUCAAGGAUUACUCCAGGAAGCAAGGCAUCACUAGCCAACCUUUGCCCUGGUGACAUCAUUCUUUCCAUUGAUGGUGUAACAACAGAAAGCAUGACUCAUUGCGAAGCUCAGAAUAUAAUCAAGGAUUCCACAAAACAACUGAAUCUGAAGAUCGAGAGACCAGAAACCAAGCUUUGGUCUCCUCAAGUCACAGAAGGUGGUAAGGCCAAUCCUUUUAAAAUCAAUUUGGAAGCUGAACAGCAGGAGUUUAAACCAAUCGGUGCUGCUCAUAAUAGGAGAGCCCAGCCAUUUGUAGCCGCAGCCAGCAUUGACGAUAAAAGGCAGGUAGUGAGUUCAGCCUACAACACUCCUAUAGGCCUGUACUCUGCCGGCAACAUCCAGGACGCCCUCCAUGGACAGAUACGCGGCCUCAUUCAAGACAAACCAGAAGGUGUUGAACCAGAGCCAUCGAUCGAGCAGUCACACGUGUACAAAAUGCUUCAGGAGAAUCAGGACCAAUACCAUAUGCCUAGGCAGUCUGGCUCCUUCAGAGCACUGCAGGAUUACAUGGAGGACGAACCUGGUUCUCAUCCCACUGGCACUAGAAGUGUGAGAGCACCCAUCACAAAGGUUGGUGGACCUACCGGAAGUGUUCAGAAACUGCCAUUGUGCGACAAAUGUGGCAAUGGGAUUGUCGGGACCAUUGUGAAGGCCCGUGAUAAGUUUCGCCACCCUGAAUGCUUUGUGUGCUCUGACUGUAAUAUGAAUCUGAAGCAGAAGGGCUACUUCUUCGUGGAGGGACAGCUGUACUGUGAGACCCACGCCAGGUCUAGGAUGAGGCCUCCAGAGGGAUAUGAUGCAGUCACUGUUUUCCCUACAGCCUAAACAUCUUGCUUAUUUGAAGUACCCUGCAGAAAUAGCUUCACUCCGUGUCUUGUGAAUCCAUUGAGAUUAACAUUAGUAGGAAUGUGUACCAUGGUGCAUUACACUACAUCAACAGUGUUACAUUUUGGUUCAAUGCAGAACAUGCAAAAGAAUAGUCCACUUACAGUUAGUAAUUGCUGCAGAAUACAUGAGUCACCUAAAAGUCAAUCUUGUUCGUUGUACAUACGUGUAUGUAUUUCACAGUCUGCUACAUAAUUAUCUGGAAAAGCAAGGAAACUCUAGCCAGCACAUAUUUUGUAGCUUAUAACAAGGGCAUCUGAUUUUCUUUCCCCUGAAUGCUUUGUUCUGCAUUUGGGUUAAACCCAAAACCUGCCCAAAUAGGCACAUACUGUAUAUGAAUAUACGCAUGUGCAGCUGUCUGUGAUUCAAAAGCAACAGAUCAGAACUGGCGCCGAUGACGGUAAACUGAUUUACCUAUUAGAAAAAUGUGGCUUCUUAG
Molecule: messenger RNA, 1589 nt
Organism: Polyodon spathula (Mississippi paddlefish)
Lineage: Eukaryota; Metazoa; Chordata; Actinopteri; Acipenseriformes; Polyodontidae
Product: PDZ and LIM domain protein 3-like
Exons: 7
Coding region: 140-1090 (316 amino acids)
Biological process (GO): heart development; muscle structure development; actin cytoskeleton organization
Cellular component (GO): filamentous actin; adherens junction; Z disc
Molecular function (GO): muscle alpha-actinin binding; actin binding
Source: RefSeq, a predicted model, not a curated record